Hordeum vulgare subsp. vulgare (domesticated barley) is the source of this 1283-nucleotide messenger RNA. Its product is annotated as meiotic recombination protein SPO11-1. The transcript is spliced from 16 exons. Bases 27 to 1262 code for a protein of 411 amino acids. Gene Ontology annotation, biological process: meiotic DNA double-strand break processing; reciprocal meiotic recombination; meiotic DNA double-strand break formation. The record is from RefSeq and is a predicted model, not a curated record. Lineage: Eukaryota; Viridiplantae; Streptophyta; Magnoliopsida; Poales; Poaceae. Gene Ontology annotation, molecular function: DNA binding; DNA topoisomerase type II (double strand cut, ATP-hydrolyzing) activity; ATP binding. Gene Ontology annotation, cellular component: nuclear chromosome.
UGACGGCGCUCUCCUAGCGACUGACCAUGGCGGGGAGGGGGAAGAGGAGGCGCGCGACGGUGCUCGACGACGACGAGCGGCGGGGGCGGCGGAGGCUGGAGGAGUCGGCCCUGCUCCUCCACAAGAUCAAAGGGCUGGUGGGCUGGGUGGUCGCGGAGCUCAGCGCCGGCCGAUCCCCUUCCCUGGCGCUCCACCGCUACCAGAACUACUGCGCCUCCGCCGCCGCCGCCGCGUCCCCGUCCACCUGCGCCUGCAGCUACGACGCCCCCGUCGGCACGGACGUCCUCUCCCUCCUCCGCAAGGAAUUCCACGCCUCCCGCCUCAAUGUGCUUCUCAGGGUCCUGCUCGUGGUGCAGCAGCUCCUGCAGGAGAACAAGCACUGCUCCAAGAGGGACAUCUACUACAUGUACCCCUCCAUGUUUGUAGAACAAGCAAUUGUUGACCGUGCGAUCAACGAUAUCUGCAUACUCUUCAAGUGCAGCCGGCAUAAUCUCAACGUGGUUCCUGUGGCAAAAGGUUUGGUGAUGGGCUGGAUAAGAUUUGUGGAGGGUGAAAAGAAAGUGUACUGUAUAACAAACGUCAAUACUGCUUUCCCCAUUCCAGUUAGCAUCGAAGCAAUCAAAGAUGUUGUUAGUGUUGCUCACUACAUACUUGUUGUUGAGAAGGAGGCAGUGUUCCAGCGUUUGGCCAAUGACAAGUUCUGCAAAAAGAAUCGCUGCAUUGUUAUUACAGGAAGAGGCUACCCAGAUAUUCCAACAAGAAGAUUCUUACGCUACCUUGUCGAACAGCUGCGCUUGCCCGCUUAUUGCUUAGUGGACUCAGAUCCUUAUGGUUUUGAUAUUCUGGCCACCUAUAAAUUUGGUUCCAUGCAAAUGGCAUACGAUGCAAAUGUUCUGCGUGUGCCUGAGAUACGUUGGCUCGGGGUCUUCACAUCCGACUUUGAGGAGUAUUGUCUUCCAGACUGCUGUCAACUUCCAUUGUCAUCUGAAGAUACAAGGAAGCUUGAAGGAAUUCUCACCAGAUGUUACUUACACAGGGAAGCCCCAGAAUGGAGGUUGAAGUUGGAAGAGAUGCUGGAAAAGGGUGUCAAGUUUGAGAUUGAAGCAUUGUCAUCAAGUUCCAUUUCUUUCCUGUCGCAAGAGUACAUCCCCCAAAAGAUCAAACUGGUUGCUUGUCUGAUCAUACAUCAAAACAAUCCCCUUGGUAUUCACAACAAGAUUUUGGCUGCAAUUAUUGCAUACCUUUCGACACUGCAUGGUUAAUCAUGACUGCUACUUGGAUUA